Messenger RNA from Scaptodrosophila lebanonensis, 836 nucleotides. Its product is annotated as coiled-coil domain-containing protein 25. The transcript has a single exon. The record is from RefSeq and is a predicted model, not a curated record. NCBI's taxonomy places the organism in Eukaryota, Metazoa, Arthropoda, Insecta, Diptera, Drosophilidae. The coding region runs from base 88 to 717 and encodes 209 amino acids.
CAAGCUCCUAUCCCUUUGCUAAAAUUAUUUCCAAUUGAGGACGCAAACGCAACUGGUCAUAAAUCGAGCCGCCGGCGUCGUUUCAAGAUGGUCUUUUAUUUCAAGAGCAACAUUGUUCAGCCACCUGCCAUGCUGUACAUGGGCCGCGACAAGCACGAGAAUGAGGAGCUCAUUCGCUGGGGCUGGCCCGAAGAUGUUUGGUUCCAUGUACACAACUUGUCGUCGGCACACGUUUAUCUGCGUUUGAAGAAAGGCCAGACCAUCGAUGAUAUACCCACAGAUGUACUUGUUGAUGCCGCCCAGCUUUGCAAGGCGAACAGCAUCCAAGGCAACAAAGUGAACAAUUUGGAAAUUGUCUACACUAUGUGGGAGAAUCUGAAGAAAACGCCGGACAUGGAGCCCGGUCAGGUUGCCUAUCACGACGAGAAAGCUGUGCGCAAGAUACGACUUGAGAAGCGUGUCAACGAAAUAAUUAACCGCUUAAACAAAACCAAAACAGAGGACGAACAUCCCGACUUUCGUGGACAGCGUGAGGCACGCGAUGCCGCCGACCGUCAAGAUCAGAAACGUCUGCAGCGCGAGCUGCGCGAAAAGGAGAAGGAGGCUGCCAAGCAGCGUGAGCUGGAGGCGGAACUGCGUAGUUAUGCAUCGCUACAAAAGCCCGAGAAUAUGCGCACCAACUACGACGCCGGCAACGAAUCCGACGACUUCAUGUAGGUGGUGCCGGUAUGAAGUGACUAGCGUAGCAUUUCAAUAUAAUUUUUAUAUAUAUUGUACAUGUAUAUUAAGUGCUAUUUUUUUAAAAUCGUUAAUUAAACAAAUUUUCUACUGUGAAA